GCCCGAGACUCCUGGCGACCCAACGGCACCGCCGACCGAAGCCCAGCCCACCUCGCUUCCGGGGAGGCGUUUCCCUUCCCCGCAUGGACGCGGCUGUCUGUGGGUGCCAGGGGAAGGGGUGACAAGAGCAGGUCGCGAGCCGGCGCAGCGUGGGACCGAAGGGGAGAAGGACGCCUGCGGCCCGGCGCGUCCCCGGAGGCACGUUCCCCGCCAGGGCUCCGCGGCCCCGGCGACCGCGCGGGGCUCCCCCUCUACGGCUCCCGCCCCACUGGGGGACCGCGACGGCCUGCUCCCGGGCUCGGGGCUCCGGGUGGAGAAGAGCGCGGAAGUGCGCACUAGCCCGACACUCGGGAGGGCCGCUGCCUCCCCAGGCGCCUGAGACACCGGCCCGCAGCCCCCACCCGGCCCCUCGGGCCCCGCCUGCGUUUCAGCGCGCUGAGGAUGCAGCGCACCCCGAGGCGCGACCAGGUCCCCGAAGCCCGGCGUCGGCCCAACCCGGAGGAGGCAGCAGCAGUCACGGGCACGCUUCCCCAACCCACACUCCCACCCCCGCUCAGGGUCAGGACACCCGCGUCCGGCCGGGGCAGGGGCGGCUCCGACCACGGGAGAAGCAGGGCGUCCGCGGCCCAGAUUCGCACUUGCCGGGCACCCCCGGGGGCCACUGGCUGCACGGCACUCUUUAAGGCCAACAGCCCUGAGUUCACCGGGCUGAAAUCGGCACAGACAGGCCGGGGACCUGUGGUCGGGGCUCCCCGCAAGCGGUUCUCCGGGCUCCGAGGACACCGAGAGGCGGAGAGGAGGACUCUGGGGAGGGGGUGGCUUUUCUUCCGCCGGCGGUGCUCUCUGGAGGUCUCGCCCCGGCGCCGCCUCCUCCAGGCAGUCCUCUAG
Messenger RNA from Symphalangus syndactylus (siamang), 888 nucleotides. RefSeq lists its product as uncharacterized. The record is from RefSeq and is a predicted model, not a curated record. Lineage: Eukaryota; Metazoa; Chordata; Mammalia; Primates; Hylobatidae.